CGCUGGAACAGAACGUUCGGCGGACCGAAAAGGGGCGCGAGGAGGGCGAAGCGGGGCCGCCAAAGCCCGCGCGAGCUGCCCGGCGGAGAGGGAGAGGGAGCGGGAGACGGGCGAAGGCGGGAGCCGUCCUCCCUGAUCCUCCUCUUUUCGCUUCGUCCGCUCGCUCGCUCGCUCGCUCUGCCUGGCCGAAGGAAGGCUCGCCCCCUUGCGGGGCUCGACGGCUCUCUGCACACCCCGCGAACCUGAGGACGGAGGGGAGGGGAGGGAGGAUGGCGGCGGCGGCGGCUCCGCGGUUGCUGUAAAGGCAGCCCCAGGGAACGGUGGCUUCCCCCGGAGCGGCGAGGAAAGCAGCAAACCGGGCGGGACUCGGCGGGACGCGCAAGGCAGAGAUGGCUAACGAGUCGCUUCAGAGUGAUCCAGGCAACUGGUCAGUGCUGGAGCAGCUGGGUUUGGAUCAGAGCUCAGAUUUCUCAGACACCAGUGUGCAGCAGAAAUUGGAUGAAGAAAAGGAAAAGAUUAAGCGUGAGAUCCGCAAAGAACUGAAGAUAAAGGAGGGAGCAGAGAAUUUACGCAAGGCCACCACAGAUCGCAAGAAUCUUUCCAAUGUGGAGAACUUGCUCAAGAGCUCCAACCGCAAGCUGGAGGCACUGCACCACCAACUGCAAGAUCUCAAUGCACAUAUUGUCGUCAAAGACCCUGAAGAGCUGGGGGAUGCCCCACAGUCUCCAGGCAGCCUCAGCCAGUCAACAGCUACCAAAAAUCGCAUUGCUGGUCUGGAGAAGCAGCUAAAUAUUGAGCUGAAGGUGAAACAGGGAGCCGAGAACAUGAUCCAGAUGUAUGCCAAUGGUGCUGCUAAGGAUCGGAAGCUGCUACAGACAGCCCAGCAGAUGCUACAGGACAGCAAGACGAAGAUCAAUAUAAUCCGCAUGCAGAUUCGCAAGGCUAUGCAGGCUGAUGAAGUGCAGCUGAAUAUGGAGGAUGGGCAAGGAAACACUGAUCUGAGUGCCAUAGAAUUGAGGAUUGAGGAGCUGCGACAUCACUUCCAGGUGGAACAUGCUGUGUCCGAGGGUGCCAAGAAUGUGUUGCGCCUUCUGGGUUCCAGCAGAGUUCAGGACCGCCAUGCCAUCUCUGAGGCACAGACCAAGCUGAACGAGUCAAGCCAGAAGCUGGACCUUUUACGGCACUCUUUGGAACAGCGCCUGGCUGAGUUGCCCCAAGAUCACCCGAAAGGUUGCAUCAUCAAGGAGGAGCUCAUUCUAGACUCCUCCCCUACCUUCAGUGUCCGCAACAGCACUCCGUAUCAGCACAACCACUACAACACCCUCUCAAAGCCUUCUCCACUAACAGGGACCCUGGAAGUGCAGCUGUUGGGCUGCAGUGGGUUGCUGGAGUUUGUCCCAGGACGCACCCGUGGAUCCACCGUCUCCCUGCCUUGCAAUAGCCCCGGCUCUUUCAUGAGCCGCAGUGGGCGAGGAUUGUACAGCCGGAGUGGUAGUGUAAGCGGACGGACUACCAUCAAAUCUGAAGAUAUCAGCAAUGAGGUGAGUGCUGUGCUGAAGCUGGAUAAUGCAGUUGUCGGCCAGACAGCCUGGAAGCCCUGUAGCCUGCAAGCCUGGAACCAGACUUUCACAGUGGAGCUGGAGAGGGCAAGAGAGUUGGAGAUUGGUGUAUAUUGGCGUGAUUACCGUAGUCUCUGUGCCCUGAAAUAUCUUAAGCUGGAGGACUUCCUUGACAACCAGCGUCAUGAAAUCCACCUGGAGUUGGAGCCACAGGGUACCCUCUUGGCAGAGGUUACAUUUUUUAACCCUGUCAUCGAACGCAUACCCAAGCUGCAGCGGCAGAAGAAGAUAUUUUCCAAGCAGCAAGGGAAGGCUUUCCUGCGCGCCCGCCAGAUGAACAUUGAUAUAGCCACAUGGGUGCGACUCCUGCGGCGCAUCAUCCCCACCACUAAUACCACAGGGACUUACAGCCCCUCAACACAGAUGCCUCCAUCGUCUGGCUCAGAAAGUAGGCACAGCUUCAACUCUGGGGACAUUGCCAUUGAGAAGCUGAGCUUGGAAGGUGAUAGAGUUCAAAUUGGACAGGAGGGCCAGGAUGACAAUGACCUUUCUGGAAAGGUCUCAUUGGGGCCACAAGUUGGGGAGGAGAUUCCCUUCCAGGUGGAGCUGGGUCCAGGAAGUGAAGCCAGAGGAUCUGAGGGCAUUUUUCACAGCAGCCACUUGAGAAAAACACCCAUCACUGUGGAUGAUUUCCGUUUUAUUGCUGUGCUGGGUCGAGGCCACUUUGGCAAAGUGCUGUUGUCGGAGUUAUACCGAACAGGGGAACUCUUUGCUAUAAAAGCUUUGAAGAAGGGUGACAUUGUGGCAAGAGAUGAGGUGGAGAGCUUAAUGUGCGAGAAGCGGAUCUUUGAGAUUGUGACGCACGCCCGGCACCCCUUCCUCGUGAACCUCUUUGCCUGCUUCCAGACACCUCAGCAUGUCUGUUUUGUCAUGGAGUACACUGCAGGUGGAGACCUCAUGAUGCAUAUCCACACAGAUGUAUUUACAGAACCACGUGCCACAUUUUAUGCUGCUUGUGUUGUCUUGGGCCUGCAGUUCCUUCAUGACCAUAAAAUUGUAUACAGAGACCUGAAGCUGGACAACUUACUGCUGGACACCGAGGGUUAUGUGAAGAUUGCAGACUUUGGCCUCUGCAAAGAAGGGAUGGGCUAUGCUGACCGCACCAGCACAUUCUGUGGUACGCCAGAGUUUCUUGCUCCUGAAGUGUUGACUGACACAUCAUACACUAGAGCAGUUGACUGGUGGGGCCUGGGUGUGCUCAUUUAUGAGAUGCUUGUUGGCGAGUCGCCAUUCCCUGGAGAUGAUGAAGAGGAAGUAUUUGACAGUAUUGUCAAUGAUGAGGUGCGCUAUCCUCGCUUCCUUUCUACAGAAGCCAUUGGCAUCAUGCGCCGGCUAUUACGACGAAACCCAGAACGAAGGCUAGGCUCAAGUGAGCGUGAUGCUGAGGAUGUGAAGAAACAACCAUUCUUUAGGAUCAUUGACUGGGAAGCCCUAUUGGCUCGUAAGAUUAAGCCACCAUUUGUGCCAGCGAUCAAGGGACGUGAAGACAUCAGUAAUUUUGAUGAAGAGUUCACAGCUGAAGUAGCUAUGCUAACACCACCACGUGAAUCACGGCCCCUCACUCAAAAGGACCAGGAUUCCUUCAAGGACUUUGACUAUGUUUCCAGUGCCUGCUAGCUCUGGGCAUGGGGGCAAGGAGAUCCUCCCACUGCCGAACACUGCCAACUCUCUAGGCAGGGUUCUGCUCCACCAGUGACUCAAGAUGCUUGCCAGCCCUGUCUCUGGCUCCAGGAGCGGAGCUGGGAAAACCCUGCCACACUGCCAACCCUGUGGGGGACAGUAAUGUUCUCCAACAUGUGCCAGCUCCAGGAUUAGACAGGGAAGGCUCCAGAAAUAUUUCUGCAUCCUUCAAAACACAGUAUCAGUCAUGCAGAAAGAUGGAGUACCUGGUAGCUCUAAGGGAGGGGCAGAAAGAGAGAUAGUGAGAAUGUGUGUGUGUGUGUGUGUGUGUGUUUGCGUGAGAGAAAGACACUCUGCUAGUCUAGUAUAGCAGGCUCUGUUGACCAAGAGACUUGGGCAGAGGAGUCUUCAUGGCAGUAUAUUUCUCUCCACUGAUCUCCAGAUGUGCUACUGAAAGAAGCAAAAAUAACUUUCCAUUGUUAGGAAGGCAUCAGUGUUGGAGAUACAGCCACCCCACCUCUAACUCACAGGCACUUGUGAAAGUUCUUUUUAACAAACAGUGCUGCAAAGAAAAAGCUCCCCUUUCUGGUGCUAUUGUUGAAACCUAUUGAUUCAGACUCCUAACAAAGAAAGAAACCUUCAUAUCUGUUUUAAUACCACAAUCUUGCAUUGUCUCAGAAAGUCCCCAGAUAGUGGUGGGGUGGGAUGGGGUUGGGGGAUGGUUUGAAACUCAUGAUGGCUUGACUUUGAACAGUGCUUAAUUUACAAGCCAAGCAUUUGUAAGAGGCUCUUCGUUGUCCCUCCCCUCAAGAUUGUAAUGUUGGCACAUGGGUGCCUGUAAUGCACACAGGUGUGUAUCAUGUUGUUUUUCUUGGAAUUUUAUACCUACAGAAACGUCUGUGUCAGAAAACUGCAUAGAAGUUCAUGACCCAACCUCAUCCAAGAUAAAUCUGAGAACUGGAGAGGUUUUUGAUCUCAAUACAGUACAAGAAACUCAUACAAUUUCUGAAAAUAAAAUCAAACAAAUGGAUUGAGCCCGGUAGAGCUGGCACUCACCCCAAGAAAAAUAUUGCUUGGUUACACAAUCCUGGUCCCAAAACCUGCAUCAAACAAUGAGAAUUUCACCUUGAAUAAGUAGCUAGUAUUAAGAAGUAUCUGGAUCUACACACUGGCUGAAUUUCAGUGCUUGGUCCACUGGACUAUGCUUGCUUAGAAUGUUGUGUAACAUUUCCAGCUAGAGAAGAACUUCUCAGGGGAGAUGGCACUUGAUAUGUAAUGCAACUUAGUAUUGCAAGCUGGAUAUUUUUUUUUACUGAGCAGGGUAAUUAUGGAUUUCAUCAACAUCAUUAGUUCAUAUUCAUCACUGGAACUUACCAAUCUGGCCUGUGCUCUAUUCACCCAAUUCCCUCACUUUGUCUCGGAGCACUAUGGAGCACUAGCUACUACCAUGCUAAGGAAGUAUUUCUAGUGUAGGGAGAGGAGAAGAUGUUGAGACUUCAUGUGCUUGGAGGCAUGAAGUUCUUUGCGAUACCAAUCAAAACAUGUUAUGUAUUACUGUCUUUUUAAGAGAUUUUCUGUAGUACGAAAAAUCUGGGGGGAAGUCUGGAGGGUAACAAAUGGAAUAUAUCUUGAUACCUUCCCCUUAAAACUUAAUGAACAGGCAAAGUAACUGCAAAUAAAAGCCUUGUUCAGAAGCACCUUCAAUGGCUGUAUAUCACACUUAGUUUGAUCUCUAGCUUUUCUGCAAUACUGCUCUUUCAGUGCUAGAAAAAUCUUCAUCCUUGCCUGGAUAGGUUCUGGAUUUGAGUACUAGCAACUGAAAAACAGCAAAGCAACUAUGGAAAAGAGCUGAUGAACAGUCUUGGCUGACAUGGCCACAACUGCCUCCUCCCAGAAAGCCUCUUCAAAGUGUAAACUCUUAAUGGAAGCAAUAGCUUUCCACAUAACUAGUUGUUAAUGUUCUUAUUUGAUGUUUUCCAAAUCCUAGGCACUGAUACUGCAAAAUAACCUGUCAUCCCUUGUGCAGUGCCUGCUGGAAACAUGCUGUUUCUUAACCUAACCUGAUUAUCAUUUCUUUAAAAUGUUGAUUUGAAAUCUUUUGAGUGUGGUAGGGGUAAACAGAUUUAAGUACAGAUAGUUAUUGCUGGAUUAUCUCUCUCUCUCUUUUAAAUGCUGGUAAUCUGUGCUUGGUGCUGUGAGCUAUAUCCCUGAUAAACGCUGUGGCUCAUAUCACAUUAAUGCUGUGAUGUCCUUCUAUAUGAGAUUAGUUAAUUUGGACUAGUGACCAUUUCUUUAGUCAGUUACUAAUGCUGAUUCAGAAGCUGCACUCUAUUUACAAAUAUAUAUCUAAAAAUGGGAAAAUUAAUAGGUCUAAUGCUCAUAUCAUCUAGAUAAUGAGUACGAAAGUUUUGGUAAGAGCAGUAAACACAGACUAGUUAUUCCUUGAAUGUUUUCUGUUAUAUAUCAUCAAGUCACAUUAGACUUGCAGCAACCUUAAAAGGGUUUUCAAGGUAAGUGAGAUAGUUAAGGGGUGGUGUUACCACUGCCAUCCCCCAGUGAAUUUCCAUGGCUGAGGAAGGAUUCACAUCUGCUCUUGAGUCCUUGUCUAUCACUCUAUCCACUACAUUGGACUGGGUACCACAGUGGGUGCUCUUUGAACAUGCACCUUUUAAAAAUAAAAAAUUCUGCAGAAGCUAUACCUCUCUCCACUUACUGUGAAAAGAUAUAAGGGAGCAAGGCCUUGUUGCUCAUAUAAAACAUGGCAAACUUUUUGUACCCUCCAACUUGCUCUCAGGAUAUCCCUCUUCUUGAGUGCUCUCCCUUUUUUCAGAUUUAAAUGUUUUCUUUCCAGUCUCAUGCAACCUUGUUUCAUGUUUUAAAAAUAAGACCUGGCAGCCAUUUGACUUGGAAAAAACAAUGGACUAUCCUGACCUAUGAUAAGAGAAAAAUUAUCUUUUGCCAUGUAUGGGUACAAACACUUCUAUAUAACAACAAGAACUGUAGAGCUGGAAUGACUUUAUGGAUCAUUGAGUCCAGUCCUUGUCAAGGAGGCAUUGGGGGGGGUCUAGAUUCCCAACCUUUGGCUCUGCAGCCAGGUAAACUCCACUGAGUGUCAAGCAUAGUUGCAACUUUGGGAAGAGCAGGACCAAGAGUUUGUUUUGUGUUUUGCAUAGAAUGAGAAAGGCUUUGUUACUUGAGUCUCUGGUACUGAGAAUGUAGCAAAAUUUAAAUUCUGGAGUGAGACUCAAGCCUAUCUGGCGUUUAAAACAACAAACUGCAUUUUGCUCUUAUCUUUAUAAAUACCUUCUUCUGUCCAGCUACUUUUAUUUCUUUUUCACACCAUUCCAAGAGCUAAGUCUACUUUUUUUUUAACAUAGUAAACCUGGUUCAGAAUUGGGAUGUCUGCUUCUACCUUCAAUUGUGUGAAGGGGAGGUCCUAGGUUAUGGAGGAUUUGCAUUCAAGAUGUCACUGUUUCACCUUGAACUCUGGAUAAUGGCAUCUGUUCCCAGAUAUGCUGUUAACUUGCUCUGUGCCUCUCUGACCACUUGCAUUGCCUCUUAUAUCUUCACUAUGGCCAUAUGCAAGCUUAGUACCUGUAUGGAUUUUAUGAUAGAAGAUAGUAUCAUUCUAUGGACUUGAAGUUUUGUCUUGUUUACUGAGUUUCCUUUCUUAAUGUAACUACCUCUUGUAGUCUGCCUAGAAUCGUACUGUGGCCACAUAAAUGCUGCCUGGGUCUUUUAUUUCUCUGUUACAAAGCUGAAAUUAUAAACUGUAGAGAUGUCAACACAAAUGUGUUUAAUCUAGCAAAGGCAUAUUAAGGGUAUGUGACAAAAAUCCCUAUAAGUGAGCAGGAUCAUUUAUCAGUUGAGAGGCAUGACUUCUGGAUACUAUUCCCAGCUGUCUUGGAUUAAUUCCAAGAUAAUUAAGUUUCCAUUCUGAGCUCUCACACUGGCUUCCUAAAUUUGGCACAAGAGGGGAAACUACCCAUGAACCACCAUGAGAAAGCAUAUUGUACAAUAUUUAGAUGCAGAAUACCAUGCUGAAACUGCCAGAUCUAUGGACUGGUUAUGUGCAUUACAAUAAAAUCAGAAGUAUAUGCUCUUCUGUAGAAACAUGAAGUUUCUGGAUAGCUUUAGGAAGCUUGCAGUUUUUCACUGGGCAUAGAAUUCUGCACCUGAAAGUUGCAGCUUUCAUUUUUCCAAAUUAGAACGUUUCUAACUCUGAUGUUGCAAUCAUUAUCUUUAAAGUGCGUGCACAAUGGCUAGUGGAAAUCUCAAAAACCAAAGAUGGAGCUAAGGCCUUCUAGGAAUCCAGACUUCAGUUUCUUUUUUAGCUUCCUUUGCCUCUUCAACAUAAGCAUAUGCAUGCGAAGUUGCCUAUUUUCUGUAAAAUAAUACAACUCACAUGCUUCAUGUUAUCUCAGUAUUAAAACUUGAUUUUAAUACUGUAUGCAUGCAUCCCUGGUGUGUAGGGUAUUGUGAAAUGAUAGUGAGAAUACAACAUGGAAACACUGGGGAGGAGUCUUCAUUGAGGGGGUUUGUUGGUUUUUGAAAGAGGGUUUGAGAGAAUGAAUUUGGUUCUUCAAGUGACUUGCUAACUUUUAACUGAUUAACGUUCUUCUCACUAAACUUUCGCUGUGCUCAGUUUUGCAUCUGUUGUUAAGGUUUAUACCAUUUUAAGGUAAAGAUUAAAGGGUGCGUUUGCAAAGCUGUACUUCCAUUGGCACUUAUCCUGUCAUCCAACAGAUAUUCCCAAAUGGUUUUGGUUUCUUCUCGACUUAAGAACCCCUUAUACUGUGCCUUAUGUCUGUAAUGCCACUUACAGGUAACAGUAUGUUACAUACAGCAACAGGCAUCAACAUGUUUUUGGGAAGAUGGAGCAUAAUGGAAUGUAAUAACAUCAUGUUCAGAAAACCUGUGAUGUUUGGUAUUCAGACCUUCUUUUUCACUGCAAGACGGCUACAGCCUGUGUACAGUACCUGGUUUGUAAUGCACAGGGUGGAACUAGAUAUCUAGUAAUUGUAGAAAGCUGCUAUAUGGUUCCACACUUGGCAGCUGGAGAACACUAGCAGUCUAGUUUGAGCAGGGAAAGGAGCCAUACCUCGCCACUAUGGAGUGAGCCAAUAUUCUUCCUGGUUUAGAUCACAACUCCUAGAUAGUGUACUGUUUGUUCUCUAUAUUGGCCUUUUGUAUAGACUGCCCCUCCAUCAUUGGAACCAAUAGAAUUAAAUUGUGAACUGGUGUGCAUUUAUUUUUGCUCAUUGGAUUUGAUACAGUAGUUUUAUUGCUGGUUUACAGGCUGAUUCUAAAUGAAGCUGAUUUCUGUAUUGCCAUUGCAUGCAUGAACUUAUCAAUAAUAAGGGUAUAAUUUAUAUAUCGCCUUCUGAGGUGAACUCAGUCAGGCAAGCCCAUUUCACGUUUUUUAUACUGCUGGUUACCCACAAUAUCUCUAACUAGUAUAGUGUAUAUCUCUAUAGAGUAAAAUGUAGGAGAUUAUAGAGUAAUGUUAUGGUAAUUGGUACAGAUAAAGAAAUCAGCAGAGAUAGCAAUUUCCUGUAUUGAGCUCAUACAAACCCUCCUGUUUGCAUGUGCUCAGGCAACUCUUUCACUUUCCAGCACUGUACUU
Molecule: messenger RNA, 8865 nt
Organism: Pogona vitticeps (central bearded dragon)
Lineage: Eukaryota; Metazoa; Chordata; Lepidosauria; Squamata; Agamidae
Gene: PKN1
Product: protein kinase N1
Biological process (GO): signal transduction; protein phosphorylation
Molecular function (GO): protein serine/threonine kinase activity; ATP binding; small GTPase binding
Source: RefSeq, a predicted model, not a curated record